Molecule: messenger RNA, 3933 nt
Organism: Labrus bergylta (ballan wrasse)
Lineage: Eukaryota; Metazoa; Chordata; Actinopteri; Labriformes; Labridae
Gene: rhbdf1b
Product: rhomboid 5 homolog 1b (Drosophila)
Biological process (GO): regulation of epidermal growth factor receptor signaling pathway; regulation of protein secretion
Cellular component (GO): endoplasmic reticulum membrane
Molecular function (GO): serine-type endopeptidase activity
Source: RefSeq, a predicted model, not a curated record
UUCUAAUCUCCUGUUUCCUGCCGAGAGCUGGUUUGUUGGGGAAGAACUUGUGUUUACAGGCACUCAACGCAAAAAAAACCGGGAGAGGAAGAGAGCAAGAAAGAGCGCAAAGGAGCGUAUUGAUGGAAAUGGUUGGGGCUCUGGAUGAGGGGGGGGCAUAUUCAGUUUGACAAGAACCAGAGCUGCUGUCUUUUUUCGCCAUUAUUAUGAAGUGGGAAUAAUGGGAGGGCUGCCAGCCGCUGACACAUUCACACACUCCCUCUCUCACACACACACACACACACACACACACACACACACACACACACACACACACACACACACACAGUCAUAUGGAAACUUGUGCUGUUGACAAAAGGUCAAAAAAUCUACCCGCUCAUCAGUGCACUGGAUGACUGAGUCCAGCUGGUGGUAACUGGAAGUCCUCCUUGGAUCUGAUUCCCGUCCGACUGUGGAGAUAAACACCAGCUUUUCCUCCAACUUUUUGACUAAUCUGGGAGCUCGCUGGGAUGUUACACAAAAGACCGAACUUGCAGUGAUUCUCGCCUUUGCAUAACAGUGAUUUAACAAGGUAACACUGGCCUGGAUAUCGGGAAAUCCCCUGACGGAACAUUGUAUGUGUGUCCUGCUGAGGAUCAGUGUAAACUCACCCAAUUGAAGUUUAAUCCCAGGGUUAAGCAGGGGCAGUGUGUUAGUGAUGCUGGUGAUGGAGGUGAUUCAGCACCACAGUCCCUGCCCCCAACAGGUAUGACCCUGAACUUGAACCCGUCCUGGAGCUCUCUGGACAGGGGUACAGCCGACUGGUUUGGGGUGAGCAAAGACAGCGACAGCACCCAGCGAUGGAGGAGGAAGAGCCUGCAGCACUGCAGUCAUCUGUACGGGGGUCUAAAGCCUCAGGUGAUGAGGGAGAUGGAGCUACACAGCCAAGACAACCUCUCCCUGGCCAGCACUGAGACCCCUCCUCCCCUUUACCUCCCACCCCACCACCCCAAUCACCACCACUAUGGCAUGCAGAGGAUCGUAGACCCCCUGGCUCGGGGUCGUGCUUUCCGCAUGGUGGAAGAGGUAGACGGUUUCAGUGUCCCGCAAACUCCCAUCACGCCGGGCACUGCCUCCCUCUGCUCCUUUUCCAGCUCCCGCUCAGGCCUCAACCGGUUGCCACGAAGACGCAAACGGGAGUCUGUUGCUGUCAUGAGUCUCAAGGCGGCAGCAGCACUAAUGAAGGGCCGGACAUUAGGGGACAGCACAACGGGGCGAUGUCGCAGAAGGAGUUUUAUGCCACCUAGUUUCUUUGAAGAUGACACUGUGGACUUCCCUGAUGAUCUGGACACUUCCUUCUUCACCAGAGACGGCCUGCAGGAUGAGUUGUCCACUUACGCUGAUGAAGUUUUUGAGACACCAUCGGAGGCUGACCUCAACCAGCUGGACGAGCGGGAGCUCACAGGAAGUGCACUGGACAAGAAUGAACUGGAGAGGACUCACCUCAUGCUGCCCUUAGAGCGAGGAUGGCGAAAAGCAAAAGAUGGAUCUCUGAUUCAACCUAGGGUGCGUCUUAAACAGGAAGUAGUGAGCGCCAACAGCCACCAGCAGAGAGGACAAAGGAUCGUCGUUCCCGUUAAGAAGUUGUUUGCCAAAGAGAAGAGGCCUUAUGGGCUCGGCAUUGUUGGACGUCUCACAAACAGAUCGUACCGCAAGCGCAUCGACAGCUUUGUGAAAAGGCAGAUUGAGGACAUGGACGAUCACAGGCCUUUUUUUACCUACUGGAUCACAUUCGUCCAUUUGCUCAUCACCAUUCUGGCGGUCACCAUCUAUGGCAUAGCACCUGUUGGAUUCUCACAGCAUGAAACUGUUGACUCUGUGUUGAGGAACAAGGGAGUGUAUGAAAAUGUCAAGUUUGUGCAACAACAAAAUUUCUGGGUUGGUCCAAGCUCGGAGGCACUCAUACACCUGGGAGCAAAGUUUUCCCCUUGUAUGCGUCAAGACCAAGAAAUCCGACAACUGAUCCAGGAGAAGAGAGCGAGAGAGAGAGAGUCCGGCUGCUGCGUGAGGAACGAUCGCUCCGGCUGUCUGCAAACCGUGCAGGAGGAGUGUUCGAGCACCCUGGCUGUCUGGGUGAAGUGGCCUCAGCACCCCAGUGCUCCCAGUCUGAAUGGUACACUACGCCAACAUGGGGCAGUGUGCCAUCAGGACCCAAGAAUCUGUCUGGAGCCAGCCUCAGUUUCACCUCAUGAGUGGCCUGAUGACAUCACCAGAUGGCCUGUUUGCACAAGAUACAACUCCGGAAAUCACACCAACCUUCCUCACAUAGACUGCACCAUCACAGGCCGGCCCUGCUGCAUUGGAACUAAAGGACGGUGUGAAAUCACUUCCAGAGAGUACUGUGACUUCAUGCAUGGCUACUUCCAUGAGGAGGCUACUCUCUGCUCACAGGUGGCCUGCAUGGACGAUGUGUGUGGUUUGCUGCCUUUCCUCAACCAGGAGAUCCCAGACCAGUUCUCUCGCCUCUGGCUGUCCCUCUUCCUUCAUGCAGGGAUCCUGCACUGCCUCGUGUCUGUGUUUUUUCAGAUGACGGUGCUGAGAGACAUCGAGAAGCUGGCUGGCUGGCUCAGAAUCUCCAUCAUCUACAUGCUGAGCGGCAUCACCGGCAACCUGGCCUCAGCCAUCUUCCUGCCCUACAGAGCAGAGGUGGGUCCUGCGGGCAGUCAGUUCGGCAUCCUGGCCUGCCUCUUUGUGGAGCUGUUUCAGAGCUGGCAGAUCCUGGAGCGACCGUGGCGAGCGUUCGCAAAGCUCCUGGCCAUCUCCGUCUUCUUCUUCUCCUUCGGUCUGCUUCCUUGGAUCGACAACUUUGCCCACAUCUGCGGCUUUGUGUCAGGGUUUUUCCUGUCCUUCGCCUUCCUUCCGUACAUCAGCUUCGGGCAGUCUGACAUGUACCGCAAACGGUUCCAGAUCUGCAUCUUCCUGCUGGUCUUCCUGGGUCUGCUCUCUGCCCUGGCUGUCCUUUUCUAUGUCUACCCAGUGAAGUGCGACUGGUGCGAGUACCUCACCUGCAUACCCAUCACGGACAAGUUCUGUGAGAAGUACGACCUGAACGCACACCUCCUCUGAACACUGCCCGUUCUCAUGUUCACUGGACAUCUGAAAAAACAAGAUGUGGUGCUGCAGUGACACUUGUGAAAACAUUUCUUCUGGAGGGAUGACCAGGACUUUUUAUAACGUCAUAUUUGAUCAGAAAAGAUUCACACACAUAUGAAACAGAAUGAUCAUUUUAAACAUGAUGGAAAAGGACUUAAAACAUUCUGUGUGACUGAUCUCAAGCUGGGCUAAUCAGAGACCAGUGGCACUGAAGGUGAGUUACAAAGACAGUUGAUUUCCUGCCAAAUGAUUUACCUCUCUCCUGUGAUAAAAUGGAUGUAACAGUGCCCCCUAUUGGCCUCCAGAAGAGGUGCAUCUUGAAACGUGAUGUAUUUCUGUUUUCUACUUUUUUUUACUGAGAGUCGUCCUCGGAGUUAAACAAUGAGACUGAAUUACUUUGAUGUGCCUUACUGAUUGAUAACCACUCACACACACACAGACAAACACACAUACUCACACGUCUUUUUGUGCCAUCAAUCAGUUUGUGUCUGCUGUUUCAGACGUGUUGGGUUUUGUUGCUCUGUAGAACCUGCUUUCACAAGGUGUGUAAAACGUUUUUUCUACUUUGUGUUUGGAGGCUGAAAUACACUUUUUUUUUUAUCACACUGUAAAUGUUGGUUUCCACCGCAGCCUUUUUUUAUGCACUUAAAUCACAAAUGGAUUGUUUUUUUAAUUUGCACUGUGUUGAAUCUGUAUAAAGCACAACUGUAUGGUAACAUUGUGAAAUGAUGUUUGUUUGUUUUCUACCCUAUGUGGUGGCGUUUUAGCCACCUGACAAUAAAGACAACAAGACACAUGAAA